UUACAGGCUUGAAAAAGAUGAUCGAGCUGAAUGAGCAGAUGAAAGCAGACAUGAUGAAGCGUGAAGCAGAAAGCAGGCGUCGUUUGGGGGAAAUUUUACCCUUCUACGAACUCGCUAAAGAAAAUCUUAGAAUGAGAACUAUGAUGCUCUCAAACUCGCAGAAGGAUGAGGCAGGUUCACAGCGGGCGAAGGAACGACUCGAAGAAAAAAUGAAAAAGUUGGAGGAGGACGCGUUAGCAACGCGGAAUGACGCAUUCAAUUUUUUUUGCAUGUGGUAUGAGAGCAAUGUUCUGAACGGGAAUGCCGUUGUCAAAAACACAGAGGGCAAGUCAAUGGAAGAGAUUUUCGACAUGUCUCUGGAGCGGUAUAUCGCCGAAACCAAAAGAAAGCCUCAACUCGAGAGGAUGGAAGAAUUGAAGAAAAGAGAAGAGAUCUUAUUCCGGCAACUGGCUGAAAUGUACAAAUCUUCUGCAGUGGUUGAAGAGGAAAUUGGGUAA
Notodromas monacha is the source of this 497-nucleotide messenger RNA. NCBI's taxonomy places the organism in Eukaryota, Metazoa, Arthropoda, Ostracoda, Podocopida, Cyprididae. The record is from the annotation of a GenBank genome assembly.